AAUACACACAUUGGGCACCCGUGCAGCUCGGAGACCGCUACACCGGUAAUAAAUAUAGCAUAAAAAGCAAACGGGGAUUUAAAACCCGCAUACACAGGGUCAUGACUGAAAACGAGACGGAAAGCGAACCUCAGAAUACAGAACUCCAGAGGUCGCCUGGUUCUGUGUGCAGCCAGCAGGAAACAAAGUUUCAACGAUUAAAGAGAUCCCUUUCCUUCAAGACCAUCCUCAGAAGCAAGAGCGUUGAAAAUUUCUUCCAACGGUCCAACAGUGAUGUGAAAUUCCCACCAGAGAUCCUGCCUCCUCCACCUACUCCCCCACCAACUCCACCCAGUUCGUUCCAACAAGCGGACCCCAAUGUUAACGAACCAUCAGCAAGGAAAUCCCACCAGGACAUUCUGCCCCUCAAAUCAGUAAGGAUGCACAACUUUCAAGAAUUUGUCUUCAAAAAGCCCACAUUUUGUGACAUCUGCCAUCACAUGAUUGUAGGGUAUUCAAAACGUGGAUGGCGAUGCAAACUCUGUAAAAUCAAUGCUCACCCACAAUGUGGAGAGGAUGCGUGCAGGCAACAGUGUGUGGGGAAAUUGCCAAUGGGAUUCCGGCGGAAUUUUAGCUCCCCACUUCUCAUCUAUGAACAGUACGGAUUUGUUAAGGAGGCCAUGCCAAUGGCCUCAAGCAGUAAAGUGGACCCAGUGUAUGAAGCUCUCCGAUUUGGGACUUCUCUUGCCCAGAUGAGCAGGUCAAGUUUUGGGAGCUUCUCAGAGUCUCCAACAAAGAAUUUGGGUUACAAUGGGGACAUUGCAGAAGAGCCAGACCUUGGUACAAAUUGCUCUGCAGAGAAUGAGAGGCAGAAAGACACUGAGCCCAUGGAGAAUGGAACAAUUGAAACAGAAGAUAAAAAGGAAAGCUCUGUGCCCAUUCAGACUAGGAAGCCCUCAGUGCGUAAAGACGUGCUGCAGAUGCAUACAUACGUAGCGCUGUACAAGUUUGUACCGCAGGAGCAAAAUGACUUGGGACUACGGCAAGGAGACAGGAUUGUGGUCACGGAUGACUCCAAUGAAGACUGGUGGAAGGGUAAAAUCGGGGACCGAGUGGGAUUUUUUCCGGCCAACUUUGUUCAGCGCAUCCGACCUGGAGAGAAAGUCUGGCAGUGCAAUAAAACAUUUCAAGGCAGCAAAGAGCAGGGGCAGUUGCCCCUGAAGGAACUGCAGAUUUGUGUCGGUCGAGCAGAAGAAACAAAUGGGUUUAUCAAGGUGUGCAGUGGCAAGAAAAGGGGAAUCGUGCCAGCAGACAUACUGAAUGAAAUUUGACCUUUUCUUACCCUCCAAAUUAAGCACGACCAUGACCGCCUCCAAACGGAAUAUAUGCAGCAGAUUAUGUACCUAACAUUUAGCUCACUCUAUUGUGUCUGUCUCUCUUUGCCACCACACUGCAUCAGUCAGCUGGAGAUUGGUUGGUCCACAAUAACACAACUGGCAAUCCUUCUCCUCGACCCAUGACAUGCAGCUAUCAGUGCACAUUGAAACUCGUAGAAUGAGAGCUGAAUACUGAAUUGAACUCUGCUGAAGAGGCAGUCAGACAGCAGUUUUCACCAUGUUAUCCAGUCUGCUCUUUGCCAAGACACCAUGCAUUUUAAAACACCAGAGCAACCCCUAAGGUCACCUACAGUUUGUCCAUUCUCUACGCACAGAGGAAACGGCCCAAAAUUGCCCCACCUCUUCAUGGCAACCAACACUUUGUCAUCAUUGUUGAUAUUUUCAGAACUUUUUUUUUUGGUUUACUAAAAUGUUGGACAUUUUGGCUCUGGGUAUACAUUGGGGAUAACAGGUUGGGUAACAAAAAUGUAAAUUAAGCAACGCACACAAAUGCUGGUGGAACACAAGGGUCUUGCAAAGGGUCGCGGCUCGAAACGUCGACAGCGCUUCGCCCUAUAGAUGCUGCCUGGCCUGCUGCGUUCCACCAGCAUUUUGUGUGUGUUGCUUGAAUUUCCAGCAUCUGCAGAUUUCUUCAUGAAGUGUAAAUUAACUUUGCUUGGUGUCAGGACCCUUGGAUUCAGUUUCAACUCAGAGUUUAAUUGAGGGGAGAGGAUUGGUGCAGUGCGAGGAAGGGUAGAUAGCAGAAGGUCAGAGUUUCAGGCCCUGGAUAUAUUACCUCCUUAGCUAAAUUUAAUUGUGGCUGGUCCACUUACUGUACCAAAUAUAGGCCAGAUCCUUGGCAAAACCCAGUAAAAAGGCCAUGCCUUGUGAGCAUGGAAGAGAAUGGGAAUGGUUGUACCCUGUUCUGAUCACUUUAUCCAUGUUUAUUUAUGGUUGACCCUGAUUAAACCACAUGCUACAUCUCUGAAUGGCAUAAUUUUCCAAGGCUUCUAUCUGUUUUUGUUAAUUGCCUGAUGUUCCUUUUAAGCCAUAUGGCAUAAGAUAGAAUUACAGAACUGUACAAAUUCAGAUUUAUUUAUCACACGUGCAUCGAAACAAACAGUAAAAGGCAGUUUGCAUUAACAACCAGCGCAACCUAAGGUUGUACUCCCAUGUCACCACACAUUCCAGCACCAAAAUAGCAUGCCACAACAUUCAGCAGAACAAUGCAAGCUGCAACAGCAAUAAAAUAAAACAACAGAAGCAAAACAAGCCCUUUUUCCACCCUCCCAUCCACAGAUAGGCCUACAACCCCAGGAUAGGCAGCCUCUGGGCCAACAGUCUUUGGCCAUGGACUCCUGACUCAUAAACAUUGAACUGGACCACAAACCUCUAGUCCCUGGCUCAGAAUCACAGACUCAAAAACAUUGGGCUCCUAACCUGCAGAUAAGCUGAUAUGGGGCAUUGAUCCUUAGGCUUUGACCUCUGGACUUACUGACUAAAGGAUGAAGAAAAGCCCUUAUGGCCCACCUUGUCCACAUUGCCCUUGCUACCUGUCUAUGCUAAUCCUAUUUGCCUGCAUUACACCCAUUUUCCCCUAACUCCUUUCUAAUCCAAUUAACUGUCCAAAUGCCUUUCAAACAUUAUAAUAGUAUCCUCCACCACUGCCUCUGACAGCUCUUUCCAGAUACACACCACAUUCAACUUAUCCAUCAGAUGUCCUCUGAAUUUCUCCCAUUCACCUUAUAUUUUUCCCCUCUAGAUUCAGGAUCUGAGUGGAGAACUAGGGAGCUAUUUUGGGCAAAUUAAGUUGGAUAUUGUAGACCUUGUGAUGCUGCUGUUCCAAGAUUGAUGUAUUUAAUGCAGUCUUUACUCUUCACAAUAAGAAUCCAGUGAAGGGUUGUCGCUGCAUUCUUUGCAUCUCAGUUUUCAAUUUUGGAAGGGAAUUCUCAAUUGGAUUCCCUUAGCAAUUUUUCUUAGAAUAGUGAAAAUAGGAAAAGAUGUUCCAUAAGAUCAUUGGCUGUCUGAUUCUGGUCCAAUUCCACUUCUUUGCCUAACCUGUUCUCUUCUUCUCACUUGCCCAUCAUCUUGCUCUGGUGCCCCCUCCUCUUUCCCUUUCUUCCAUGAUCCACUCUCUUCUCCUAUCAGAUUCCUUUGUCUUCAGUCCUUCAAAUUUUCCACCUAUCAUCUCCAGCUUCUCGCUUCAUUCCCCUGUUCCCACCCACCUGGGCUCACCUAUCACCUGUCAACUUGUACUCCUUCCACUCCCCCCCCCCCCCCACCCCACCUUCUU
Hypanus sabinus (Atlantic stingray) is the source of this 3648-nucleotide messenger RNA. Its product is annotated as SH3 and cysteine-rich domain-containing protein 2-like. Gene Ontology annotation, biological process: skeletal muscle contraction; positive regulation of voltage-gated calcium channel activity; positive regulation of protein localization to plasma membrane. Gene Ontology annotation, molecular function: protein binding. Lineage: Eukaryota; Metazoa; Chordata; Chondrichthyes; Myliobatiformes; Dasyatidae. The coding region runs from base 102 to 1310 and encodes 402 amino acids. Gene Ontology annotation, cellular component: extrinsic component of cytoplasmic side of plasma membrane. The record is from RefSeq and is a predicted model, not a curated record. The transcript is spliced from 11 exons.